AUAGAUAUAAAAUACGAGUGAGUCAAAUGAUGAAAGAAGUUUUGCUAAACAAUCCGCGGCUAAAUGUCUUAGUUUCCGUGCUCAUUCGUUUGAUAAUACUGGUCGUAGGAUUGUUUGGAAAUGGUUUGGUGGUGUUAGCUGUUUGGAAAAAACGCACAUUACGAACGACAACGAACUUAUUAUUGCUGAACCUCGCCAUUUCUGAUCUUACAACUCAGGUUUUUUGCACAUUGAUGUUUAUCCCGGAGUUUACGACAUUAGGACAUCGGCCCUGGUCUGAUAUCUUUUGCAUUUUAUUCGUCUCAACUAACGUACCAUUAACGACAACUUUCGUGUCGAUCUUGACACUGACUGUACUCGCUGUCGAGAGGUACCAUGCUGUUGUAAAACCGAUGAGAAGUGAAAUAAGAUUAAGGGAGGACACUGUAAAGUAUGCUUGCCUCGCUGUUUGGCUUGCAGGGAUUAUUCUAGCACUUCCACUUUAUAUUUUUGGUCGGUAUGAUGAAGAAUCAGGCAGGUGUCUCCAUGGCUGGAAAGACGGUGUGUUUGGAUAUCAGAGCUACAGAAUCUUUCUUGCUGUUAUUAUUGUUCUCCUUCCAUUUCUCAUCAUCAGUUUUUGUUAUGGCCAAAUCCUUCAUGAUUUGUACUUCAAGAACAAAGUGGGACCACAGAACAUAGCAUUGCAACAAGAAACUCGUGAAAAACGUAAACUCUUUAAGAUAUCCAUGACGGUGACCGGGGUUUUUGCUUUAUUUUUAUUCCCUUAUGCUAUUUUUAAUGGUCUUAGGGAUGAUACGGGGAACUUGUGGUCAAGAGUUGCAAGGUUAGUUUUCUUCUCUCAGUCGGGUUUCAAUCCUCUUAUUUACUCGUUUCAAAGUACAAAUUUCAGGCAAGCCUUCAAGGAAAUCUUUGUUUGUCGAGCUUGUUAGCACGCCCUUGGAGAACUCAAGGAAGCAAGGAAGCAAGGA
Molecule: messenger RNA, 968 nt
Organism: Actinia tenebrosa (Australian red waratah sea anemone)
Lineage: Eukaryota; Metazoa; Cnidaria; Anthozoa; Actiniaria; Actiniidae
Product: QRFP-like peptide receptor
Biological process (GO): G protein-coupled receptor signaling pathway
Cellular component (GO): plasma membrane
Molecular function (GO): neuropeptide Y receptor activity
Source: RefSeq, a predicted model, not a curated record